Cyanidioschyzon merolae strain 10D is the source of this 1149-nucleotide messenger RNA. RefSeq lists its product with no specific name. Bases 1 to 1149 code for a protein of 382 amino acids. The record is from RefSeq and is a predicted model, not a curated record. The transcript has a single exon. Lineage: Eukaryota; Rhodophyta; Bangiophyceae; Cyanidiales; Cyanidiaceae.
AUGGUGCUUGCCCGGGGUGCUCGUCUGGUAGCGCUAGCAACCCUCGCUGGAGUCGCUUUGAACACAAACCUUCGUCGCAACGCCAUGUACGCACUAAAGGCGGUUCAGUUCCUGGUACACGGCUCGUGGUCGUAUACACGCGGUGGCUUCGAAAAGCACCAGCGAGCAUACUUCCGAGCGGAGGAUGUGGCGGUUGAUCUGCACGACAAGCACGUGCUGAUCACUGGAGCGAACUCCGGUAUCGGGUACUGUGCUGCGGAGGCGUUAGGUCUACGCGGAGCCACAGUGCACCUGCUCUGCCGGAACAGCGAGCGCGGUGAAGCCGCCAAGAUGCGGCUGGUGCAGAAGCUCUCGGAGCGCACUGGUGCCGCUACAGGGGUUUCGGUGUCGACGUCAGCGGCGGAACGCGUUCAUCUGCACGUCGUGGACGUGAGUGAGGCGCACAGCAUCAGACGGUUUGUUCAAGACUAUUUGGAACGCGGUUUCCCAGCGCCGAACGUGCUCGUGCACAAUGCAGGCGCGAUGACCAGUCCGUGGAAGGCGACCAGCGAGGGCGUCGAAGUGAACUUUGCGACGAACGUCAUGGGACCUGUGCUUCUCACAGACCUCUUGCUUCCGUCGAUGCUCCAAAGCGACGGCGGAGACCAUAGAGUUAUUUUCGUAACGAGCGCCGGUAUGUUGACCGAACGAUUGGAGACGAAAGAUCUGGAGUGGCGUGAUCGGGCGCGUUUCGAUGCCACUCGCCAGUACGCUAAGAACAAACGACAGCAGGUUGCGAUUGUGGAACAGUACGCCCGCACCGUAUCACCGGACAAAGUACUUUUUGUUGCCUGCCACCCAGGAUGGGCAGAAACGCCCCUUGUCCAGGAGGCUAUGCCAGGAUUCUAUGCUCGCCUCAGAGGUAGUCUUCGAACGGCGGAUCAGGGUGCAGACACCAUCGUCUGGCUCUCGUGCGUUCCGCGGAGUCGCAUAGAAGAUGGUAUGCUCUAUUUUGAUCGCAACAUUGUUCCCAAACACCUGCCGCUCUCGGAUACAUCGUAUCACGUUCGAGAUGCAGAGGAAUUGCUCCGCAAAGUUCGCCAGCGCAUUGACGAAAUUUCCGCAAAAGCGGAGUCAUCCGCUGCGAGAGUAGCUGGUGCAGAGACCUGA